Oryzias melastigma (Indian medaka) is the source of this 3325-nucleotide messenger RNA. RefSeq names its product zinc finger protein 740b (gene znf740b). Gene Ontology annotation, biological process: regulation of transcription by RNA polymerase II. Gene Ontology annotation, molecular function: DNA-binding transcription factor activity, RNA polymerase II-specific; RNA polymerase II cis-regulatory region sequence-specific DNA binding. The record is from RefSeq and is a predicted model, not a curated record. Gene Ontology annotation, cellular component: nucleus. The transcript has 7 exons. Bases 563 to 1369 code for a protein of 268 amino acids. Lineage: Eukaryota; Metazoa; Chordata; Actinopteri; Beloniformes; Adrianichthyidae.
UGCUGUUUUUGCUUUUUUUGUGCAAAACCAUUAUAAACUUCAAACAAAUCUUGAUCGUUUUAGCUGUAAAAAUGUGCUGCUUCAGAAAUGUGAAUUUCAUAACAUCUGUUAGAGCAAUAAAUAUAUGCUGGAGAUUUCCAAGACCAAAGUAAAAUUAAACUUUAAUACAACCAAUGUUUUGUAGUUCAUGAAUUCUUGCACAUCUGCUUUGAUGUUAUGGUAUUGCAUCUUGGACCGUCUGUCUUAAUAUUGUGGCAAAGAAAGGGAGGUUUAAAUGCUUUCCAUCAGAGAUGUUAAGAUCCUGGGCCUCAAGGGCAGGUGUCUUACAUUUUUUCCAACCAACCUGCCAAUGAAGCUUCUUAUUGGCCUCAUUGAUCCAAGUGAUCAGCAGCAGAUGAGACAGGAUUUCUAGAAAACCAGCAGAAGGCCUGAAGUUUGACACUCCCACUUUAAAGGCUUUGGCCCCUGAUGAUUUGGGGGUGGUGUCAUCUCUUUUGUCUCCCCUCAUCCUGAGCGAAGCCCCCCCUGUCCCCUCAAACACACACGCAUUCAAACCUCGGCGAUGACACACCAUUCCAACAAUUCAGUUCGAGACCAUAUGAAAUGGGCUGGGUUGCUGGGCUGCGAGGCGGUGCUGUCCAGUAUGGCCCUGAUGCAGGCCAACAACAUCCCAGGCCAGAAGAAGGUGAUGUCAUCAUUGGGUCAGGGUCACAGGUCCAGUCCUGAGAGCCACCAGGCCCACUCACAGCACGGCCACAACCACCACGGCCACCAGGUUCACCACGGACAAGGCCACCACAGUCACAUGGGAAACCAGUCGGGCGGGAGCUGCCCACCUCUGCUAAUCCGAAAAGACGGAGAUUAUCACUCAUCAAGGAUAAUUGAGAAUAAAGAUAUGCAGGCGAACCAGAAUAUGCAACCCAAGAAGAAGCACAAAAAAUCGUCCCACAAAGUGAAAGAGAAAGUGGAGCAUAUCCUGCCGCCGAUUGUUAUGGAUGAUGACAACUCCCUGAAAGUCCAGAAGAAUUUCAUCUGUGAUCACUGUUAUGGAGCUUUCCGGAGCAGCUACCACUUGAAGCGACAUAUUCUCACGCACACAGGGGAAAAGCCCUUUGCUUGCGAUGCAUGUGAAAUGCGGUUUAUUCAGCGCUACCACUUAGACAGACACAAGAGGGUGCACAGCGGAGAAAAGCCGUACCAGUGUGAUCGCUGCCAUCAGAACUUCUCGCGGACAGACCGGCUGCUGAGACACCGACGGCUGUGCACAGUCGGGAUCAGCAAAGAGGAAAACCAGUACUCCCAGGAAGCUCCUACCCACACAGCCUCCUGGAGUCCCUUACACCCCUCCAGCAACCGUCUGACUGUCUGAUUGCUUCCUGACAGCAGUCUGCAUCUUCACAGUCACUCAACCUAAAGAAAAAGCCUAAUCCAAGGGCCACCAAACUUUAAUUUGCUCUCACCUGCUCAUUUGUGGAGCUUCCCAUUGGAUCUUUGUACUUUUUUUUUACAUAAUUCAUGUCUCAAACAGAAGGGGAUGGAAUAAUUUGGACAGCAGGUGACAACAACAAAAACUGAAAUGACCGGACUGACAUGUUUUCUUUUUGAAAGUUUGCUGAUGUAUUGGUUUAGAGUUGCCACCUGAAAAUGGUUUCGGCUGCACGUAAUAUGUAUGUAAUCCAAAUUCAACUUUUUUGCCUUUUUUUCUAAUAUGGAUGCAGUAACAUCCAACAUUUUAGUGUAAAGUCCUGGUUGUCAUCUCUGUUCCUCUGCUGGAUGGCAAUAAGCUUGUAGGUGGUUCCUGGUACGUUCUACCUUCAAGAAAAAAACGUUUCUGGAGGUCUCCUUGAAUGUAUACAGAUCUACAGUUCCAAGUCAUAGAGAACCAUUUCAGAUAGUGUCUCAUUUUGAAUAAAUAUAGCCUUUUUUUGUCUGUAAAAAUGAAUUUAACCUCCUACCUUUUAAUCACUGGAGAAACAGUUAUCAGUAAUGUGUAAAUAGUAAAAAAAAAAAAAAACACUAAAGUUUCAACUAAUCCAGCAUUUAAUUAGUUGUGUAGCUGCUGUUUGCGCACAUACUCGGAAAUCUACUUUGUUUUAAAGAUAUUUAGUCCUGAUUUUUAUUAGCAAAAACCGUUAGUUGUAUUAAUGUAAAGACGGACAGGUUUAAUAGAAGCCCAGAUUUUAUAAAGUCUGUGAAUAGUGACCUUUUUUUUAGUCAAUGGAUGUAGGAAACACCUGUAGAAUGAGGUGUUUCCCUGACAUGCUUCUGUAAAAUGAGUAUCAAGUUUGUUUUAACCUUCAUACCACUGUCUGUUUUUUUUAACAGUUAGGCAGACAUUUGACUGGAUUUGAAACCAUUUCAUUCCUUUGUGAAGUCAUUAGGGAGUGGACAAGCAUGCUAUUCAAAGUCAGACUCAGUGUGAAGUAUUCCAUACGCUCUUAAAUCUGAGAAAAAUCAAUUGUCGUUUCUCUAACAUUUGUCACGUCUUAAUUUUUAAUCCCGUGAUCGUGACGGUGGCUCCCAUGAAUCCUAUUAAUUUAAAGGAAAGCAAACAUUAAUUUUAGCCAUACGUUUGGAGCGCUGACCUCUGCAUGACUGAACAUGAUCAGAUUGCAGUGCCACCUCAUUUCAAGUCUCAUUUAACUCAACUGCUUUCAGUAAAUAUGGAUGACAAAGUGCAGGCCUGCAUGCAGUUAAAUCAGACUGUAAACAAUGAAUUUAACAAUUCAGAUCAGUUGUAAAGUAUAAAUGUUUUUAUUUUAGUUUAUACUUUUUUCCUUUUUAGAUCCCAUUUUGUUCUUUUUAAUAAAUCCUAGACAAGUAGAACUGUUGCUGUCAGGCCUCUAGGUUGUGUGUAGGGAGUUUGGGACCUGCCCUUUUGAUUUUUGAUGUCUAAUACAUUUCUUUUUUAAUUAUUAAAAUAGUUUGUAAAACCUAAACUCCAAAAGUAAACCAAUCUUGACAUCAUUAGAAUUUUAAACUGUUAAUUUUUUCAUCUUUGGAAAAAAAAAGCUAAACAAAAACAGCAACUUGUAUCUUUUUAGUGUUUUCUCUAUGAUUAGUUAAGAUGUUUGUAUUUUUAUUUGUAUUUUUAUUAUUUGCAUGCAUUUCUUAAAUGAUCCUUGUAGAUUUUUCUUUUUUUUAUGAAAGCAAUGACCAGUUUUUCUGUUCAGGACUGAAGUGAAGUCAAUGUUGACUUAGAAAUUUAGUACUGGGUGCGGUUUUAAGGGUCAUGCUAUUUUUAUGCUGUUUUCUGUCACCUGUUACCACGCUGUUCAUGUAAUCUACAACAAAUUGAACAUAAAUUAUUUUGUGUCGAUGCAGA